AAAGAGCUCUAAGCUCCCAGGGGUUUGAAGCCCUGUGGUUGCUCCACGGUGUCCGCUGGGUUCGGCUCCACCUGCAAGCGUGUUGGUUUUUUUCACCGCUUCAGUUCGUUUAUUUGUGCACCCGUGUCAUUUGCUGGCCGCAUGGGAGAGGCGGCACAACACGAAGUCGGUUUCUUACUCUGUCUUUUCCUGUGACGACUGACGAGGUUGGUCUUCUGCGUGCACUAUUUGGGAUGAUGUCGCAGCCCACAUCUCAUCCUCUUCUCCACAGACCGCUGCCGCCAGACUCCACCCAGCCAUCACAGCGCCUCCCAACGCCAUCUCCGUUACUGCCGCCUCCAUCUGGAACAAUGGCGACCGGAUGAGGCCACCUCUCCAUGCCCAUCUCUCUUUCUCUCUUCAAACCAAAUCAGGUCGCGGUGCAGGCAAACCCUAGCAAUGUCGGCGGCCGCGAGAUUGAGGUCGACGCUGAUGGCCACAGCUGGUGGACGAACCGCCUCUGUCAUGCCUGGAAAGAUAGUCAAACGCCCCAACUUGGUUUCCAACGGGUGGUUGUCUUGUUCGUCAGGGACUGCCGGCGUGGUAGUACUAUGUUCUUCAAGGCUGCAAGAAGUCAACAAAACACGGAGAAUUCUUACUGCUAUAACUUGUUCAAGCGAAUUGGAAAGCUCUGCAAUUGUACCAAUAGAAUUCAGGGGAGCCCGUACCUACAAGAGCCUGGUGGAUGCCAAGCUGCAUCAACAAGGAGGGCAGUCUCUACAAUCCAUCGGCUGCAGUUGAAUUGGCACCCUGCAGAUUUCAAUGGAUUACAACUACACAACCAUAGCUGGUUUCUCCCAUUCAUUUAUGCAUAAUGUAUUGCCAUACUCCAGUUUUGCUGUGAGCGUGUCUCCUCCAGAUUAUGGACCUGAAUGAUACAAUUUCAGUCAAGGUAGUAACAAAGAAACAUUGUCUACCCCAAUAAUCGUUCAUUACAUAGGAGUAUAUAUUAUGUCAUUAACUUGUGAUCCUGAAUGCAUUUUUAUAAUAUAACUAUCAAGAAGGGUCUAUUAAAAUAAAUAUGAGUUAGAGCAUUAGUAACUUUCGUGAUACACUUAGAGCUAGCAGCUUUGGCUGCUCAACA
Lolium rigidum is the source of this 1123-nucleotide messenger RNA. RefSeq lists its product as uncharacterized. The record is from RefSeq and is a predicted model, not a curated record. The transcript has 3 exons. Bases 378 to 854 code for a protein of 158 amino acids. Lineage: Eukaryota; Viridiplantae; Streptophyta; Magnoliopsida; Poales; Poaceae.